GACAGAUUCCGAGAGAGAGAGAGUGAGAGAGAGAGAGUGAGAGAGAGAAUAGCGAAGGAGAAAAUAGAGAAAGAGGAGAUUUGUAUAUGGAAGAGGAUAUGGACGGCGGAGGAGGAGGCACGGCGAUGUACGGUGGACUUGAGACGGUGCAGUAUGUACGGACGCAUCAUCAGCAUCACUGCAGAGAAAACCAGUGUACCUCUGCUCUUGUCAAACACAUCAAGGCUCCUGUUCAUCUCGUUUGGUCACUCGUGAGGAGAUUUGAUCAGCCGCAGAAAUACAAACCAUUCGUGAGCAGAUGCACGGUGAUCGGUGAUCCUGAAAUCGGCAGUCUCAGAGAAGUGAAUGUCAAAUCUGGCCUUCCAGCGACAACAAGUACCGAGAGAUUAGAACUUCUCGACGAUGACGAACACAUACUCGGUAUCAAAAUCAUCGGUGGUGAUCACAGACUCAAGAAUUACUCUUCGAUCGUGACUGUUCACCCAGAGAUAAUAGAGGGAAGAGCAGGAACAAUGGUGAUUGAAUCGUUUGUAGUCGAUGUACCUGAAGGAAACACAAAGGAUGAGACUUGCUUCUUCGUCGAAGCACUCAUAAGAUGUAACCUCAAAUCGUUGGCAGAUGUUUCUGAAAGAUUGGCUUCUCAGGACAUCAUGAUCUGAACAUAAUCAUUCCAGCGUGUGAUAUAAUAUAUUCAUCACCAUGAAACUUUUUGUUGGUUUGGUCUGUAUGCAUAUAGAGACUUUCCAGGGUUACAUAUGUGUGUGUGUGUGUGGUAAUGAUCAUCAACUCCUUAGAAGAUGUAUUUUGCCAAUGGUGAAGUUUUGAUGUAAAAAAAGGUCUUCUGGUGGUUGUGUGACCUUUGAUAGAUUUGUAGAUAUUCUUGUUAAUGUUAAUGUAAAUGUGAAUGUUUUUAUAUACAAAGAUGUGGUAUUGAAAAUGUUUACAUAGAAA
Molecule: messenger RNA, 951 nt
Organism: Eutrema salsugineum
Lineage: Eukaryota; Viridiplantae; Streptophyta; Magnoliopsida; Brassicales; Brassicaceae
Product: abscisic acid receptor PYL9
Exons: 3
Coding region: 87-659 (190 amino acids)
Biological process (GO): abscisic acid-activated signaling pathway
Cellular component (GO): cytoplasm; nucleus
Molecular function (GO): signaling receptor activity; protein phosphatase inhibitor activity; abscisic acid binding
Source: RefSeq, a predicted model, not a curated record